AUGUUGGACCCUCUCAGUGCGCUUGGACUGGUUUCUGCUGCCUUUGCCAUCAGCUUGGUACUCAGAAAUUACUUUGCCAAACCGAAGCUGCCUCACAGUGGUAAAUUACCACCUGGUCCAGCUUUACUCCCAAUCCUAGGUAGUGCACUGGCAAUCGAUGUGACCGCCCCUUGGCUAACCUACAAGGCAUGGGGCAAUCAAUACGGUGACGUGGUAUAUACUCGGCUUUUUGGUCAGGACAAUAUCAUUAUCAACUCUGAGCGGGUUGCAAGAGACCUCCUUGAGCAUCGCUCACAUAACUACUCCGACCGACCAGAGAUCGCAACCAAUGAAUUAUUUGGCGUCGACUAUACUACCGCCUUUAUGCGAUAUGGUAGUAGAUGGCGCCUUCAGCGCAAAAUUUUACAUCAGUCCUUCCGACAAGACGCAGUCCCCACUUUUCAGCCCAUGCAAGUAGACAAAAGCCAUGACCUUUUAUUAAACCUCCUCGAGGAUCCUUUGAACUAUCCGGAACAUCUUGAAGCCCAUUCAGGUUCAGUCAUCAUGUCCGCCGUGUAUUCGUAUGAUGCAGCACGACGUCAUGACUACAUGAUUGAGCGCGCAACCUUGGCUCUGGAUCUCAUGUUGAAAGAGUUGAGACCAGAGGUAGCUGCCGUUUUUAGUGCUUAUCCUUUCCUUCUCUACCUCCCCUCUUGGCUGCCUGGGAUGCGUCUCAAGAGAAUUUCACCUUUAGCCAAGGAAUUGGCUAUGGAAAACUUGGAAAGGCCAUUUGCGCACACAGUGCGUGGUCUGGCUAUGGGAUCUGUUUCUCCUUGCAUGGUCGCUAAACAUUUGGCGGAGCUUGAUGAUGGCCACGGCGACUCUGCCUGGCAGAAGAAAGCAAUACAGGAAUCCGCAGCAACCGCUCUUGGAGCUGGCACUGAGACGACAGCUGCUGUGUUGAUGAAUUUCAUGCUGGUCAUGAUUCUCCACCCAGAUGUACAACAGAAAGCGCAAAAACUUGUUGAUAGUGUGGUUGGCCCAAAGAGACUGCCCACAUUUCACGAUCGUCCAUCCUUGCCCUACAUUGACGCCAUUUUACGGGAGUGCUUACGGUGGCACCCAGUUUUCCCUCUUGCGAUCAUGCAUGCUGCUGUCGAAAGCGACAUUUACGAAGGUUAUUACAUACCCAAAGGUGCUACAGUCACCCCGAAUGUUUGGGCAAUGUGCCACAACGAAGAUAAAUACGCAAAUGCGUCCGAAUUCAAUCCUGACCGUUUCCUGAACCCAGAUGGCACCCUGACAGACGAUACUGUGAGUUUCGUGUGGGGAUUUGGGCGACGGAUAUGCCCUGGUCGUCAUCUCGCCGAAGCUUCUAUAUGGUCUGGCAUGGUCUCUUUGCUUGCAGUUUUCAAUUUCUCCAGGGCCAAAGACGAGACUGGUAAAGAUAUUGAGAUCGAGCCACGCUGGAAUACAGGGCUUACUGUGCGCCCUUUGCCAUUCCCUUGCAGUAUCACUCCGAGGAAUGCGGAUAUGGAUAUCACGGCCUUGCAGUAUUUGAUCAAGGUAUCUGUUUAG
Suillus plorans is the source of this 1557-nucleotide messenger RNA. RefSeq names its product cytochrome P450. The coding region runs from base 1 to 1557 and encodes 518 amino acids. NCBI's taxonomy places the organism in Eukaryota, Fungi, Basidiomycota, Agaricomycetes, Boletales, Suillaceae. The transcript has 12 exons. The record is from RefSeq and is a predicted model, not a curated record. Gene Ontology annotation, molecular function: oxidoreductase activity, acting on paired donors, with incorporation or reduction of molecular oxygen; heme binding; iron ion binding.